Messenger RNA from Silurus meridionalis, 1901 nucleotides. RefSeq names its product sphingomyelin phosphodiesterase acid like 3A (gene smpdl3a). NCBI's taxonomy places the organism in Eukaryota, Metazoa, Chordata, Actinopteri, Siluriformes, Siluridae. The transcript has 8 exons. The coding region runs from base 80 to 1423 and encodes 447 amino acids. The record is from RefSeq and is a predicted model, not a curated record. Gene Ontology annotation, molecular function: sphingomyelin phosphodiesterase activity. Gene Ontology annotation, biological process: sphingomyelin catabolic process.
UCUGUUUACUUCCGGUUAGGGUUUUCGACCUUGCUGUAUGAAGCAGCUGGAUCAGUACUGAUCAUUAUUAAAUAAAGUUAUGGGACUGAUUUGGUUUUGCUGGACUGCUGCCUUUUUCUACCAGCAGGUUUGGGCUGCACCAAGAAGUGUGGGCUGUAGAGAAAGAGAGGAUAUGAGUAAAUUCUGGCAUAUCUCAGACCUGCACAUCGAUCCUACUUACCAUGUCACGGAAGAUCGCACCAAAGUGUGCUACUCCUCAAAGGGCUUUCCUGCGUCCGACCCUGGAGUUUUUGGAGAUUACAUGUGCGACUCUCCCUACAAGCUAAUUCUGUCUGCCUUCAGCUACAUGAAAAGUGUCGACCCGGAGCCUGAAUUUAUCAUAUGGACUGGAGACAGCCCUCCACAUGUUCCAGCAGACAAGCUGUCCACUGAUACUGUGAUUAACAUGAUCAGCAAUAUGACACACACCAUACGCCAGUUCUUCCCUCAGCUGCCGGUGUACCCUGCCCUGGGCAACCAUGACUACUGGCCACAGGAUCAACUUCCUCCGAACCAAGACGAUAUUUACCAGGCCGCAGCCAGAAUUUGGUCUCCAUGGCUAAAAAAAGACGCCCUCACCACUCUGCGUAAAGGUGGAUUUUAUUCUCAGCUUAUAAAACCUGGACUCCGGCUGGUGAGCCUAAACACAAACCUUUACUACAGUCCCAACAAGGUAACAGUGAACAUGUCCGACCCAGCUGGACAGUAUCAGUGGCUGCAGGACACGCUAGAGCUUUCCAAGCAGAGCAUGGAGAAGGUCUACGUGAUUGCUCACGUCCCAGUAGGAUACUUGCCCUUCGCUAAAAGCACCACAGCCAUGAGGGAGGGUGACAAUGAAAAGCUUGUGGAGAUAUUUCGUAACUACAGUGACGUCAUUCAGGGACAAUUUUACGGUCACACUCAUCGAGACAGCAUGAUGGUUCUUCUGGAUUAUACCGGGAAACCUGUUAACUCCAUCUUUGUGACGCCGGCCGUGACUCCAUACAGAAGUGUUCUGGAGAAAUAUUCAAAUAACCCUGGCGUCCGUAUGUACCUGUACAACUCUGAGGACUAUGGCUUACAGGAUCUUUGGCAGUACUACUUGAAUCUCACAGAAGCAAAUCAGCAAGAAAAGCCCACUUGGAGACUUGAGUACAUGAUGACCAAAGCUUUUGGUAUGAAGGACAUUCGGCCAGAAAGCCUACACGAACUCGCAUUGAAGUUCGAGGCACCGGGAAGCAAAGAAUUUCAGCAGUACUACACUAAUUACAUGGUCAGUUACAAUGACACCAUCACUUGUACAGAGGAGUGUAAAACAGUGCAGGUCUGUUCUGUGCACUUUUUAGACCACAAGUCCUAUUCGGAGUGUGUGCAAAAGGUGAAAGGCAGGGACUUUAAAUUGUAAAAGCCUUUUUAGAGGUUGUAUUAAAUUAACUUGCUGUAAAGGGAACAGAUUUUAUCCUUUCUGCUAGUAAAGGGAGUGAAUUCUUUUUUUCAGGUAUUCUUAAAAAAAAAAAAAAAAGGGAGAGAAAUUAAAUGAAACACAAGGGAUACACGCUAGGAUUUAUUACCAUUAAAGACUUGAACCAAACCAGUAAUGUGAAUGAGAAAUAUAUUUCUUUUUUUUUCUUGUUAGUUGAUUAUUUAAGAAAAAUUAAAUUAAAUAUGCAUAUAAUUAUAAUUUUUUUUUGCUUUUUUUUUUUUAAGGAUUAUUAUAGUCAAAUGCUGCACAACCUAUUUUAAAUUAAAUAAUAGAUUUACAUUUUUUAUCAAAAUGGAAUAAAAAAGUUUUCAAAAAUUCAGGAAAGGGGUUCAUUUUAUCAACAUUAACUUGUUUCAUGGGCAUUUAUUGUACAAUAAAAAAAUUCACUGUUGAAAGUGCA